AUGAAUGAUUCGGAAAGCGACCUUCUCGAAAAUGAAGGAGCGAAAUCGGAAGAGACCAACAUAAUCAUGCACGUGGCUAUCGUGGGCUUUCAUCACAAAAAAGGUACGAUUCUCGAGUAUUCCUACCCGCCCUUAGUUGCUGGCCAGGCGCACAGCUCGUCAGCACUGCCGCCCGAGUGGAAGUCCUUGCCUGCUUUGGCGCUGCCCGACGGCGCUCACCACCACGAAACUGACAGCUCCUACUUCCUCCUCCCUCUGCCAGGCAGCGACAGGUGUGUCUUCGGCGUCUCCUGUUACCGACAAAUUGAAACAGAAAAGCUGAAAGUCAAGACUGCCGAUGUAUGCCGCGAGACCGUCCAAAAAUCGGUUUUGAUUAUCUCGCGCGUGCCUCUCUUUGGAGUUUUGAAAGCAAAGCUGGAGAUGGUUUCUGAAGCUUUCUUUCAAGAACGCGACUUUAGUCAGGUGUCGAUUUUGGAAGAAUUGUACCAGCAAGUGAAUAUGUCGGUGCAAGGGUGGACGCCCGAAAUGUGCCUCGCCGACUUGUCUGUUCGAUCACUUCUGCAGAAAUUUCGUCACAGAACUCUCCUUCUUUUCAAACUGCUGCUGCUUGAAAAGAGAAAUAUUUUCUUCGGCGACGCGGACGGAAUUGGUAGCACAAUUCUGAGUCUCGUUUCUCUCUUCCCGAAUAUGAUCGAAGAGGGGCUUUACUAUGCUUGCGUUGAUAGGCCUGCAACCGCUACGGACAGAAAUGACAAUCCUCCCCCGCGGCGGAGCUCAGAGCCUGACAUGACCGAAAUCAACAACGACGAAGUUUUUACGCUCUCUAAGCGCUCAACAUCCGAACAAAUUCGAUCGCCUAUUUUGGACCACAUUACCGUCGGGCUAACGAAACUUGGCCGGCGCGGAAGUCAUCUGCUCAAAGACCUCAUAGAAGUCGAAAUGGUCGACUUAGACGACGAGGACAAUUUUGACAACGCCUCUGGCUUGGAGGAUCCUGGGUUGCACGAAGUCGCCGGUUUCGGCUCGCUGGUGCUCGACUUGCCAACACCUCCGCGAGAAGACCCGAAUCCAGAGUCAAUUCCCGAGAAUCCUCUGAAAAUCGACGAGUUUGGCUUUCCCCUGGCGAUUUUCACUGGCAAUUAUCUUUUGAUGCCGUACUGUUGUCUUCAACAGCAUUCGCUCUUGCUCGAUAUCAAUUUUCAUUCUGGCUUCACGGCCGCGUCAUCAAAUGUUCUUUUCAGAGCGCAAAAACACCUAUCCGAUGUACUCGUGGAAAUCGACGGCCAGGGCGAAAUCAAUUACCGGGACCCCAAAAUCGAACGCAUUUGCAAACUCACACAAGCAGACCUACGCUUUGUCGACAAUCUCCUCCUGGUGCUGGACAGUAACGAUGGCAGCGCAACCUGGGAGGGUUCCGACUCCUGGAUCCGCUCACAGUUCCGUCAAUACCUUAUCGGCUUGCUCUCGGCUUCCAUGACUUCAGAUUCGAAGCACAAAGAUGAUUAUGGGCGCAUGUUCGUCGAUUCCUUCACAAAAACUCGCUGCCACAAAGUUUGGAGAUUCAGCUCAAAGCCCUCGUUUCACGACAAUAUGACAGAACACCCUGCUCAUGUGCCGCCUAUCAACCCUUUUUCUGACCUAAAGUUGCGCCUCACAUCCACGCUGCAGGGUUCCUCCAGUGGGCGGAUGGUUGAGGAGGCGAUAACGUCUGGUGUCGACCGCGCAGGCUCCUGGUUGACGAGUUUACGCAGCAAGUCCCUGUCCGAAACCCUUCAAAACACUCUGGACACGCUCUCCACCCAAAAGAACUAA
Messenger RNA from Oikopleura dioica, 1812 nucleotides. The record is from the annotation of a GenBank genome assembly. NCBI's taxonomy places the organism in Eukaryota, Metazoa, Chordata, Appendicularia, Copelata, Oikopleuridae.